Messenger RNA from Paraglomus occultum, 634 nucleotides. The record is from the annotation of a GenBank genome assembly. Lineage: Eukaryota; Fungi; Glomeromycota; Glomeromycetes; Paraglomerales; Paraglomeraceae.
AACUAAAACGUCAAGCAGAGAAGACUAUACGUACAGCGCGGCUUCGAAAAAGGCUAAGCGUGUUGCUGAAGACAUAGGACCGCCCUCAAGCUUUUGCAAAUGGGAGAAAUGCGAUCCAAUCAUUUUCAAUCACAGACCUCACAGUGCAGACAUUCCUGUCACACUGUACCAUGAAGUUUUUGCUCACUUUCAGGAAAAUUGCACUAGCUGUCUUAUUUCAAAAGAUGAUUGUGAUUCUGUUAUCGAACUCAUUGUGAAAAUGACAGCAGCUUUCAAAUUAGAGGAUGAUAGACGGAAACAGUUUUCGGAUUGGGCUUCUGAUUAUUUCGAACUUGACAUUACAAAAUUAGCUCUCCCAGGACCUCAUCAGGAAGCUGAUCUUUGGGCAGGUUUCUCAAGUGGCAAAAAUACUUUCAGUCUCUUAAUUGGGGAAAUGAAAAAUGAAAUUGGUGAAGGGAGCAGAUGUCCAUAUAUACAGGCUUGUGCCUCAUAUGCCAAACAAAUUGGUGCCAACGCAAACAGCACAAUACAAAAAAGUCUCAAUCCAGCUUUUAUUAUUUACAUAGCUGGCCCAUACCUUGGUGUUGCAGGAGCAGUUUUCGGCAAUGAUUUUACGAUGGAACCUCUCACUUCU